Molecule: messenger RNA, 1430 nt
Organism: Copidosoma floridanum
Lineage: Eukaryota; Metazoa; Arthropoda; Insecta; Hymenoptera; Encyrtidae
Product: transmembrane protein 205
Source: RefSeq, a predicted model, not a curated record
AGCCCGAGCCGGUGCUCCUCCGUGCGUUGUACGUACAUACAAUACACACGUCCCGUACCCAUACUCCAAUCACCGUUUCCCGUCACCCCCGAUCCCGGUGCGCGGCGCAAAUACCAAUCGGUUAUCACCUAGUUUUACCGAUCUACGGGCCACGCACGCCCGGAGUUACUCCCCUUUCCGUUUUUUUUUUUUUUUUUUUUUUUCAACCGAACGCGUGAUCGGUCAAGUGCAACCCUCUGGAACGAGAUACUCGAGCGGGGGUGUAUCGGGCAGGAGGACCGGCAGUAAAAGUUGGGGCGGGUGGCCGAGGAAUUAUUUACCGAUACUCGAUCCAGGGGCCGCGAUCCAGGAUCUAAAAUCGGCGUGACAUCUGAAAUGUGUGUGCGCACGGUCGCGAGCUCCCAGGAACUGGCCGACGAGAACCCACCCCUGUCAGUAGCGGCGCCCACGGUGUUCAGUACAAUAGGCGGGAUGCAGCAGCAAAAAUCGGGGAUGGUAGCCAGCACGGGUUGCCCGUACGGUUUCGGCUCGGCGAAAAACGGCCUGACCAAGGCCAAGGAGAAGUACAUGAAGCUGCACGAGGAGAUGCUCGAGCGCGAGGCCGCCGAGUCGAGGACGAAGAGCGAAGGGGAUGGCGAGGGGGUCGGCGACGAGGAGCAGCUACACAAGACCAGUGGCGACGAGUUCGCGUGGAACAGUUUUGCCUUCAAGAGACUCGCCGGCAAGCUCAGGCGGAGGCUCGGUCGGUGGCAGGAUUCCAAGAUUUACAAAGUCUUGUUCUGCACGGCCCAGCCGGCGCACGUGAUAACGAUAGCCGCGGUGCUCUGCGUCACGUCGGCCCUCGUCCCGAGUGGCUCCGAGAGGACGACGAGCCAAGCCGCCGGCCAGCCCCGCUCGCAGCUCACGUCCUUUGUUUACCUGGCCUCCUUCGUCGUGCACUUUGGCUCCCAGAUCUGGAUGACCUUUGUCUCCGGUCUGUCCUUGUACUUUGCCCUGCCGCGGCACGCGUUCGGUGAAGUCCAGCGGAUCCUCUUUCCGCGUUACUUUACCCUCAACGCCUGCCUCAGCCUGACGACUCUGCUCAUCUACGUCAAGCACCAUCCGGCCCACAGCUGGGACUCGGAGAUAGCGGUCCAGGUGAUAAGUAUGGGUGGGGCGUUUUUCCUCGAGCUGCUGAUACGGCUGUACCUGACGCCGACGCUCCUGAAGCUGAUCGAGGUGAAGACGAGCCUGGAGCGGGCGGCCGGUGUCGGGGCCGAGAUUGGCCGGCACGAGUCGGGCGCCCUCAAGCACUGCCCGCACUACCUCAAGAUACACAACGCCUUUCGCAAGACCCACAUGACCAUCGCCAUGGGCAACAUGUUGACGAUGGCGUGCACCGUUUUGCACCUACACUACAUUGCCAGCAAACUAUGCGUCCUCUAAUCAUU